Molecule: messenger RNA, 1320 nt
Organism: Penicilliopsis zonata CBS 506.65
Lineage: Eukaryota; Fungi; Ascomycota; Eurotiomycetes; Eurotiales; Aspergillaceae
Exons: 3
Coding region: 1-1320 (439 amino acids)
Biological process (GO): glucan catabolic process
Molecular function (GO): hydrolase activity, hydrolyzing O-glycosyl compounds
Source: RefSeq, a predicted model, not a curated record
AUGCGUUCCACUACUGUCCUUUCGUCGCUGGCGCUCUGGACGUCGAUCAGUGCCGCGACAUAUGUCUUGGAGGAUGAGUACUCCAUGACCGAUGCGUUCUUUGAUGACUUCACCUUCUACACGGCUACCGAUCCUACCGAUGGCUAUGUCGAUUAUGUCGAUCAGAGCACCGCCUCCAGCGCGGGUCUGAUCUCCGCCACCGAUGGCACCGUCUACAUUGGCGUCGAUAGCACCAAUGUGGCCUCCAGCUCCGGGCGUCAGAGCGUCCGCCUCACCAGCAACAAGGCUUACCUCCAUGGUCUCGUCAUCCUGGACCUGGCGCACAUGCCUGGAGGUGUUUGCGGUACCUGGCCUGCAUUCUGGAUGGUCGGCUCCGACUGGCCCACCGACGGGGAGAUCGACAUCAUCGAGGGUGUCAACACCCAGACAAUGAACCAGAUGACCCUGCACACCUCCGAUGGGUGCAGCAUUGUCGACAGCGGCUUCGCGGGUGAACUCGUCUCGGACAACUGCUACGUGGACGCCUCCGGCCAGUCCAGCAACGAGGGCUGUGCGAUCGAGUCGACGCUGACCGACUCGUACGGCACGGGCUUCAACGCCGCCGGCGGCGGCGUCUACGCCAUGGAAUGGACCAGCAGCGCCAUCAGUGUCUGGUACUUCCCCUCCAGCAGCAUCCCGUCCGACAUCACCGCCGGCAGCCCCGACCCCUCCACCUGGAGCACCCCGCAGGCCAGCUUCGCCGGCGACUGCGACAUCGACUCGCACUUCCUGGCCCAAAAUAUCGUCUUUGACAUCACCUUCUGCGGCGACUGGGCCGGCGACGUCUGGUCCGACUACUCCACCUGCGCCGCCCUCGCCAGCACCUGCGACGACUACGUCGCCAACUACCCCUCCGCCUUCAACGAGACCUACUGGAGCAUCAACUCGCUCAAGGUCUACUCCAGCUCCUCCUCCUCCGCCGCCGCCACCUCCGCCGCCGUCUACGGCUCGGCCGCUCUAUCCUCCUCCGCUGCUGCUGCUGCCGCCACCGUCCCUGCCAACCCCUCCACCUUUGUCUCCGCCCCGAGCGUCACUGCCGCGGCUGCUACCACCACCGCUGCCGCUGCAACAUCGGCGACUGAUCCUGCUUCCCAGGGCCAGGGUCAGGGCCAGGGUCAGGGUCAGGGCUCCCACGGUUUCCAAGGCGAAUUCCACGGUGACUAUUCUGCUGGAUCUCACAUGCCCAGAGACAUUCAGCCUCCCCUGCGCCGGUCUUCCGUGCAGAAGAUGCGGAAGACCCGCCGCGGCUAUGGACAUGGCCACGGUCACGGUCACUUCUAG